Messenger RNA from Gossypium arboreum, 670 nucleotides. RefSeq lists its product as uncharacterized. Bases 104 to 538 code for a protein of 144 amino acids. The transcript has a single exon. Lineage: Eukaryota; Viridiplantae; Streptophyta; Magnoliopsida; Malvales; Malvaceae. The record is from RefSeq and is a predicted model, not a curated record.
UUAUCAAAUAUGUAUCUUUUCUUGAAUCUUCAUUAGAAGUUGUUGUGAAGACAAUGGGAAGAAGAUCCAUGCAAGGAAUUGUAUAGAUAGACGAUAGAGUACAAUGGGUUUGUCCAUGUUCUUUGUAAUCUGCAUUCUCCACUCCGUGAUUGCCAUAACGAGUGGAUCCUUAAUAAUGUUCUAUCUCCACGAGAUCUAUAUACUCGGCCAUGGUGUUAAAACGGCUCAAAAGCUUUUAGGGUCAACCCCACAUGACCAAUUGUUAAUUCAGACAUCCAAUUCAUUUGUUGGGUUGCUUCUCUUUGUAGUUGGGUUCUUGGUGUUCAUGGUAGCCUUUAUUAAAGACAACCUAUUCCAGAGCUUUUUCGCCAAAGGAUGUGUACUCCUUCACUUAUCAAUGGCUGUGUGGAGGGUUAAUUUUGAGAGGAGGUUAGAGGAUCUGGCUUGGGAUUGGCCGAGACAAGUGAUAGGUGAUAUUCUGCUGGCUCUAUCUUGGGUCUUCUUUUUACUCUAUACUUGGAAGGAGAAGUAUGACUAGCAUGCACUGCCAAGUGCCAAUCUCACUCACAUUUUGUUCGACAAUGUGGAGUUAGUAUCUGGAUAUUCAGUGGAAAAAAGAGAGCUUGGGAUCUGUGAAUGAAAUGAAAGGUUGCCAUGUGCCUAAGUCUAA